GACGCCCUUUUCCUGUGCGCCCGGGACUUGGUGGAACUUUGCAGGCGCCCGCGGUGGAAUGGAUUUCAUCCAGGGCGUCUUGCUCCGGCUCCUGCUCCUGGCUUCCAGCCUCCGACCAGGCUCCGCUUCGCUUGGAGACGGUCUCCGAAAACCAGGCAAGAUGGGGCCUCCUCUGCACGUCAUGCUGGACGCAUUGAACUGUACGGCUUUCAGCAUCCAGUGGAAAAUGCCAAGGCAUCCCAGGCAUCCCGUCAUGGGGUACACCGUCUCCUACUCUGCGGUUGGCACAGAUGAACCCCCGCAGGAGCGGCACCGCAGCGCGCAGCUCAGCCGGGACACCGCCACCACCGGGCAGCCUGAGCAUCAGGUGAUUUUUGAGGAAGUGAUCGGAGAUUUGAAACCAGGCACUGAAUAUCAAGUGAGCGUAGCAGCUUCCAGCCUGAUGGGCAAAGGGUGGCUUAGCUCUCCUCGGCAUGUUACCACCUUGCCCCAAGAUUCCUGCCUGCCUCCAACAGCACCCCAGCAGCCUCACGUCACGGUGGUUUCCGAGUCCGAGGUGGCCCUGUCUUGGAAACCUGGAGAGAGUGAAGGAAGCUCCCCUAUUCAGUACUAUUCUGUGGAAUUCAUCAGACCAGAUUUCGACAAGAGUUGGAUCUCAAUCCAAGAGCGAAUCCAGAUGGACUCCAUGGUUAUCAAGGGCCUCGAUCCGGACACCAACUACCAAUUUGCAGUGAGGGCGAUGAAUGCCCACGGCCCCAGCCCCCGCAGCCAGCCCAGCGACAUCGUCCAGACCUCCAGCCCCGAGGAGGCGGGAAGUGGCCGCUAUGGACCCCAUUACCUCACGAGCACGGGAGUGGGUGACGAUGACGACGGAUUUGAAGACGACUUGGAUUUGGAUAUUUCCUUUGAGGAGGUUAAACCACUUCCUGCUACCCAAGGAGAGAAUACGAAAUUGGUGGUGGAAUCCAAGACUGCGCCAAGAUCAAACCCAAAGGCCCUUUCUAGGCUUGUGCCCCCUACCCCAGCAUCUCUCCUUACGCCUGCCGUGGCUCCCCAGCCCACCCCAGCGAAGAGAGAAGGAAAGGAUGGCGUGCCUACGAUGCCGAGGCUCUUUCAUAUUCCUUGUGAUGAAACUCUCUGCCCUGUUGACAGCUUUUGUGCCAAUGACUACACCUGGGGGCGCUCACAAUGCCACUGCAACCUGGGCAAAGGUGGUGAGAGCUGCUCAGAAGAUAUUGCUAUACAGUAUCCUCAGUUCUUUGGCCACUCUUAUAUGACCUUUGAACCUCUGAAGAACUCUCAUCAGGCAUUUCAGAUCACUCUCGAAUUCAGGGCAGAGGCGGAGGACGGCUUGCUGCUCUACUGCGGGGAGAGCGAACACGAGAGGGGCGACUUCAUGGCCCUGGCUAUCAUCCGACGCUCACUCCAGUUCAGGUUUAACUGUGGAACUGGGGUUGCCAUCAUCGUAAGUGAGACCAAAAUCAAACUCGGGAGCUGGCACACAGUCACGCUCUACAGAGAUGGGCUGGAAGGGCUGCUGCAGCUAAACAACAACACGCCGGUGACAGGCCAGUCCCAGGGCCAGUACAGUAAAAUUACCUUCCGGACGCCUCUUUAUCUUGGUGGGGCUCCCAGUACCUACUGGUUGGUCAGAGCAACAGGAACGCACCGAGGCUUUCAAGGCUGCGUGCAGGCGCUCGCGGUGAACGGGGAGAAGAUGGACAUGAGGCCCUGGCCGCUGGGCCGAGCCCUCAGCGGGGCCGAUGUGGGCGAGUGCAGCAGCGGGAUCUGUGACGAGACCUCAUGCGUCAACGGUGGCACCUGCGCAGCCAACAAAGCUGACUCCUACGUUUGCCUCUGUCCCCUUGGAUUUAAAGGCCGACACUGUGAAGAUGCUUUCACCCUGACCGUUCCUCAGUUCAGAGAGUCCCUGAGGUCCUAUGCUGCAACGCCUUGGCCCCUGGAGCCCCGGCACUACCUGUCCUUCAUGGAGUUCGAGGUCACCUUUCGGCCGGACUCGGGCGACGGCGUCCUCCUGUACAGCUACGACACAGGCAGCAAAGACUUCCUGUCGGUCACCAUGGCAGGGGGCCACGUGGAGUUCCGUUUUGACUGUGGCUCCGGGACUGCCGUUCUCAGGAGUCAAGAGCCCCUCGCCCUCGGCCACUGGCACGAGCUGCGCGUAUCUCGCACAGCAAGGAACGGCAUCUUACAGGUGGAUAAGCAGAAGGCGGUGGAGGGCAAUGCGGAGGGCGGCUUCACACAGAUUAAUUGCAACACGGACAUUUUUGUCGGCGGAGUCCCCAGUUACGAUGAGGUGAAGGAGAAAUCGGGCAUCCUCAAGCCGUUCAGUGGGAGCAUCCAGAAGAUCACCCUGAACGACCGCACCAUCCACGUGAAGCACGACUUCACCUGGGGCGUGAACGUGGACAACGCCGCCCACCCGUGCGUGGCGAGCCCCUGUGCCCACGGGGGCAGCUGCCGGCCCCGGAAGGAGGGCUACGAGUGUGACUGCCCCUUGGGCUUCGAGGGUGUGCACUGCCAGAAAGCCAUCACAGAAACCAUCGAGAUCCCGCAGUUCAUCGGCCGCAGCUACCUGACCUACGACAGCCCGGACAUCCUCAAGAGGGUGUCAGGAUCAAGAUCAAACGUAUUCAUGAGGUUUAAGACGACUGCCAAAGAUGGCCUGUUGAUGUGGAGGGGAGACAGCCAGAGGCCCAACAGCGACUUCAUUUCCUUGGGCCUUCGCGAUGGAGCCCUGGUGUUCAGCUACAACCUGGGCAGCGGUGCGGUGUCCAUCAUGGUGAACGGCUCCUUCAGCGACGGUCGGUGGCACCGGGUCAAGGCUGUUCGGGACGGUCAGUCGGGAAAGAUGACUGUGGACGACUACGGGGCCAGGACGGGCAAGUCGCCCGGCAUGAUGAGGCAGCUCAACAUCAAUGGGGCGCUGUACGUGGGUGGAAUGAAGGAAAUUGCUCUGCACACUAACAGGCAGUACAUGCGAGGCCUCGUGGGCUGCAUCUCUCAUUUCACCCUGUCCACCGAUUACCACAUUUCCCUCGUGGAAGACGCCGUGGAUGGGAAAAACAUCAACACUUGUGGAGCCAAGUAACACCAGCCGGCCUUCCCAGAGGGACGGCGCCUUCUAUCCCGAGAAUCCUGGGGGCCCCGAGUCCCUGCCUGAGGCCCUGUGCCAUACACAGAGGCAUAGGGACCAGGUGUGUUUGCCCUCAUCGAGGAAAAAGGACACCCUAGUGAGAAACUGGAACCAAGCUGGGUCCCUGUGUGGCCUUUUCUGCUCACACGCUGUGGGCCACACCCAACAGAAUCUUCUACGUGGGAAGCAUCGAACUUUGUCCGUGGACUAUACAAUGGCUACCAGGGCUCACGCGUGAAGGCAAAUUCCAGAGCCCGUCUGCUGUAGUCAAUGACCGGGUUGUGAUUCAUAGAGCAUUAAACAAAGAAGGAAAAGAGAGACCCAAAGGGCAGCAUUAAAAUACCCCUCUCUUUCCCUGACUCACGGCACUUACAGCAGAAUGACUGUGUGACCUUGAACCUGGGAUUUCUCACCGUGGCCCCUGAAGUACUAGGAUUAACCCCUUCCACCCCUCGCUGGCUGGUUCAAUGUGCCCUGACUCUUCCAUGAAAGUAAGGGUGAGGGGGGACUAAACGUAGAACCGUAAUCACAGUGCUGCCCCCGCUAAAGUUUACCUUUAGUGAGAAAUCCCUACUUUUUAUAAUGCUCAUCUAAGAAAAUGGGCACCCUGAUUUUGUAGCUGUCCUUUUGUAUGUGUAUAUUUUUAUAGCUGCAGAUUGUCCACACAGUAUAAUUUUGCAAGUUUGGGUGGACGACCCUGAAUUCUUUGCACAGUUCCUAAAAAUUUUCUCCCAAAGGAGACUGUUGGGGCCCUUAGUGGCAUCAGUGGAGUAGGAUAGGUAACCUGGGGUGGGCAGUCUCCUGGGGAACUGACCAUUCUCUUUCAGUAAAUGUUGACGGCUCAAGGAAAUGAAUCUGAAGCUUCCAAAAUAAGCAGAUUAACAGGUACAUGUGUUACUGAGGGGGUCACUGUCAUUUUUGUUUUAAGAGGGGGGGAUGGCUAUAAUAAACUUGAAUAAAGGAGAUGAAGAAGGCUA
Molecule: messenger RNA, 4134 nt
Organism: Miniopterus natalensis
Lineage: Eukaryota; Metazoa; Chordata; Mammalia; Chiroptera; Miniopteridae
Gene: EGFLAM
Product: EGF like, fibronectin type III and laminin G domains
Molecular function (GO): protein binding; calcium ion binding
Source: RefSeq, a predicted model, not a curated record